Molecule: messenger RNA, 2688 nt
Organism: Alosa alosa (allis shad)
Lineage: Eukaryota; Metazoa; Chordata; Actinopteri; Clupeiformes; Clupeidae
Product: protein phosphatase 1, regulatory subunit 15B
Exons: 3
Coding region: 281-1981 (566 amino acids)
Biological process (GO): response to endoplasmic reticulum stress
Cellular component (GO): endoplasmic reticulum; protein phosphatase type 1 complex
Molecular function (GO): protein phosphatase regulator activity
Source: RefSeq, a predicted model, not a curated record
GCUCUCCAAUCACAAGGGAUCAGCUGCACAUAGUUUGUUUAUAUAUAGUCGUGGAAACCUUACUGUCGAGACACUACAGACAAGAUGCCAGACAAGAUUAUUUUCUUCUGACAUAAUGGAAGUGUGUUUGCGUCUACUUGUACCUAACAUAAAAGGACAUUUCUCUCUAGAAAGACAGAAAUGACGUGUUACGACAUUGUCAUACAACUGACAAUCAAAUACGAUAAAGUAACUGGAGAAGACCGCUUGCGUAUUUAAUUUCAACAAAAGUUAUCGCAAAAUGGAAACGGAGUCUCGAAAACGGAAUUUGGACAGAAGUGCCAUGCACCUGUUCGGAGACAGUGGCAUGACGAUCCUGCCAUGGACAAGGCAAAUUUUGUUUGUUCUGUGGGAGCAGUUGCGUUUCCUGGUCCAUCUUAUCUACUACAGUUUCAUGUCAGUCUUUCAGAUGUUCCGUCUGGAAGUCCAUUUGAGAAUCUCAGAGGAGACCGGACCGCACAUUCAGCACAUGAACACACCUGGAAAUCCAGCAGAAGGCUUCUUUCUGUCCUCCUUGUUUGACAAUAACAAAAGCAUGAUUGUCUCCAGCUCCAGCUCCUUAUCCAAGCUGAGCAGUGACUUGGCCGUUACCCACCCAGGGUCUCUGCUCUCCAGCCUGGUGUCGGAUGAGCUCUGCUGCUCUCUUGUGGAUGACUUUGUGGCUCGGGCGGCCGAGGGGUUCUCGGACACAGAGGACCUCACCAUCGGCCAACACGCCAGCUGGAAACUGGGCUGCCCUGGUGAGUGGAAUGUGUUUGUGGGAUCUGAACACAGCAGCAGCAGUAACAGCAGCAGCAGCAGCAGCAGCGACCUCUUCUACAGGUCUACACACAAAGAUAAAAUCUUCAGCUGGGAGAAUGAUGUAUCGGGGAGAAGUGAGACCCCUUGUGAUCCUUAUACACCACUGAGCUUUUCUGCUAGUAUCUUCAGCUACUCUCCUCGGGAGAGCGCAGACCCAGCAGAGACCAGCAGCUGGGAGUUCAGAGUGGAGUCUUCGGCUUCUGUGGAGGACAGCCACACUCUUUUCUCCCCUGCCUUCGGGGGGCGCUCUGACAGUGAGAGCAGCUGGGGGAGUUCGGACUGCUCCAGUGCCGAUGGAGACCGGGAGGAGAGCGAGAAGCUGUGGGAUCUUUUCUCCUGCUCCUCAGACCCGUAUCACCCGCUCCACUUUACUGCCAGUGCCUCAAGCUCCAAGCCCGCCAAGAAGGAUGCCAGAGUAGCUCCCAGGCCUGACAAUGUGAUCGAACCCCCCACAGAGCUCCCACCCUCUCCGACAGAUUCAGAAAGCAUCGGUCCUUCAUCCUUAUCUGAGGAUGAGGAGACCCUCUGGCAGUCGCUGUGUCACAGUGAUGACCCAUACCACCCUUUACAUUUCAAAGCCUGCAUCAGAAGCUCCACUGCUGAUGCUAAGGUGAACCCCAGUGCCAGCGCCACCACCGCGCAGAACCCUAUGAACGCUUGUUCAGAUUCCAGCGCCAUGUCGCCGGAUUCCUCUCGUGAGUUUAGUCCAAGGGCAUUCCAGACUCGGAGAAAGUCAAAGAAGCUACAGCUGCUCGGUAAGAGGCGACCCAAAGGUCACUGCUGCACCGCCUUUCCAGACAAACAAGUCUUUGUCCCCUGGAAGAGAAAGGUCAAAGGUGAAAUCGUAGAGGAGCAUGAAGAAGGUCAACCUGCUGUGAAGAAGGUUCAGUUCUCACCGCGGGUUCAGGUUCACAAGAUGAGGGCGUGGUCAUUUGCCCUUCAGGCCUCUCGCAAAGGACAUUGGGAAGAGCUAGCCAGGGACAGGGAUCGCUUUCGCAGGAGAAUCCAGGACACAGAGCAGGCCAUUGGCUACUGUCUGAGUCAAGCACACCGGGAGACGAUCGCUGCCUGUCAAAAAAGCGUGGAAGGCAAACAUCAUGGAAGUAAACGGAACUUAAAACAAUCAGUUUUCCUCUCGUGACCCCAUUUUUGUUGAAUGUGAACUCAACAGCCACACUGAGAUUGCAUGGGACUGACCUGCUACCAUUGCAACAUGUACCUCACCACUGCACUCAAGGCAAAAGCCAUUGCACUGACUUCUGUUGUUUUAAAAUCACAGUUAAUUGAAUGUAUUUUUAUUUGCCUUAUAGACCUAGCAAUGUAUGUUCCGUAUACCUCAAUGAAUGUUUCUUUAGCCAUAUAAGUGAUAUCCAGAACUUCUGUUGAGAAAUUAUGUUUUUUCUUGGAAGGAAAGAUCUGCAAUCUCCCAUAGAGAGAAAUUUGAUGUAGUUCCUGAUUCUACCAAAUACUAAAAAGUGUAUGCAGAACAGGGAACAUUCAAACAUUUUAAAAGAAUUUCCAGAAUGAAGGACAGCAAUGCUAUAAAAUGCCUGUUAAAACGAAAGGCAUGAAAGACUCCCUUGUUUUUUUUACAGAGAGCCUAGAUUAAGGAAAGAGUCAGUUCUUCAACACCACACAUAGUUAGAGACACUCCCUCCAGCUGACUCACUUUAGGAAAAGUAAACAUUUGGUUACGGGAGCCUUUCAAUUUACGAGUACAUCACACACUGGAGCUCACUUCAUUAUAAUAGGAAAGCCUGGUGGGACUCAUGUUUACUGAGGUAACCUGGAUUGUGAACCCCAUCUGUUAAUUACUCAUUAAAGGUUGUUUUGGUGUGCUCACAUGGA